This is a messenger RNA of Motacilla alba alba, 3589 nucleotides long. RefSeq names its product signal transducer and activator of transcription 2 (gene STAT2). The coding region runs from base 408 to 3530 and encodes 1040 amino acids. Gene Ontology annotation, molecular function: RNA polymerase II cis-regulatory region sequence-specific DNA binding; DNA-binding transcription factor activity, RNA polymerase II-specific. The record is from RefSeq and is a predicted model, not a curated record. The transcript has 24 exons. Gene Ontology annotation, biological process: defense response; regulation of cell population proliferation; response to peptide hormone. Lineage: Eukaryota; Metazoa; Chordata; Aves; Passeriformes; Motacillidae.
GUAAAAUUGGGGAAAUGAACAAACAUGCCCCAAGCCGCCUGCCGCGGGGGCGUGGCCUCGGCGCCGCUCUCCGCCAAUCACCGAGCAGAGCUGGGAGGGGGCGUGGCCAGCCCGCCUUCCUGCUCCGGUGCCGGCGGAGGACGCGGCUGCCGGUCCGCGGCCACCGCAGCGGGAGAGGGGGGACCCCCGGGAGCUGCCGGGGCUGAACCAGAGCUGAGGGACCCCCGGACCACCCAGAACCAGAGCAGAGGGACCCUCGGGAGCAGCCAGAACCAGAGAAGAGGGACCCCCGGGAGCAGCCGGGGUUAAGCAGGAGCAGAGGAACCCCCGGGACCACCCAGAGCCGAGCAGGAGCAGAGGGACCCCCGGGAGCAGAGGGACCCCGGGCCGCCGGUGCUGCAGGCAGCAUGGCGCAGUGGCAGGAGGUGCAGAGCUUGGCCAACACUUACCUGGAGCAGGUGCACCAGCUGUACGCGGGCUCGGCGCUGCCCAUGGCCGUGCGGCAGUCCUUGGCCGCCUGGAUCGAGAGCCAGAACUGGCGCCAGGCGGCGGAGCCGCUCUGCUCGCAAGCCCGCAUGCUGUUCCACUCCUUACUGGUGCUACUGGGAGAGCGCCUGGGCAGCCUGGGCUCGGACCGCGAGGAUUUCAUGCUGAAGCACAACCUGCGCAAAGCCCACCGCGACCUCCAGGCUCAAUUCGAGGAGCAGCCGGAGACUUUCGCCAACCUGGUGGCCAACCUGCUGCAGGAGGAGCGGCGGAUCCUGCGCCAGGGCCAGGCGGGGGGGCAGGGGGGUGCGGCCCCCACGCCCAGCCCAGCCCCGGAGAGCGGCCGGGAGCAGCAGAUCCAGCGGCGCUUGGCCGAGUUCCACACGGCCCUGCAGGAAGCCGAACGAGCCUUCAGGCACCUGGAGGAUUUGCAGGAUGCCUUCGACUUCUGCUACAAGGUGCACUACCGGCCAGGUGAGGAGAGGAACCAGGACUCCGGGUACCUCCAGGAGCUCCAGUCCCUCCAGGCCAAGCUGCAGAACCUGGACCGGCAGCGGCGCGAGGUGCUGGCACAGAUGCAGCAGCUCUUGGGGCGCAGCGAGACCCUGCAGGAGCUGCUGCAGCAGGAGCUGGGGGGCUGGCGGGCGCGGCAGCAGCGCCUGUGCCUGGGGGGCCCCGGCGACACCAACCUGCGCCCGCUGGAGACCUGGUUCACGGAGCUGGGCCAGGGGCUGUUCCAGCUGCGGCAGCUGCUGCGGGCGCUGGGCGACCUGCGACAAAAGGUGACCUACGCCAGGGACCCGCUGGAGGCGGAGACGCCCCUGCUGGAGCAGCGGCUGCAGGAGCAGCUCACGCACCUGCUGAAGAGCGCCUUCGUGGUGGAGCAGCAGCCCAGCACGCCCAACGCGGGCAAGCGGCCGCUGGUGCUGCGCACGGCCGGCAAGUUCUCGAGCCGCGCGCGGCUGCUGGUGCGGCUGCACGACCGCAACCACCGCAUGGAGGCCAGGAUCCACAUCGACAGGGACCCCCCCAACAUCAAAGGGUUCCGCCGGUUCAACAUCCUGACAUCGAGCAGCAAGACGCUCCUGGCCGGGGACAGUCCCCAGGAGGGGCUGGUCUGCGACUUCCAGUACCUCACGCUGAAGGAGCAGAAGGACAGCAGGGCUGGCAAGGGCAAAGGUGCCAGCGGCGAGGGUCCCCUGGUUGUGACAGAGGAGCUGCACCUCAUCACCUUCACGCUGGCUUACGCCUACUGCGGGCUGGAGCUGGAGCUGGAGGCCACCACGCUGCCCUUCGUCAUCAUCUCCAACAACAACCAGUUCUCCAGCGCCUGGGCCUCCAUCCUCUGGUUCAACAUGCUCAGCUCUGACCCCAAGGCCCAGCAGUUCUUCUCGUCCCCGCCGCCGGCCCCGUGGCCCCGGCUGGCCGAGGUGCUGAGCUGGCAGUUCCAGAGCGUGGCCGAGCGGGGCCUGAGCCGGGACAACCUCCUGAUGCUGGCCAAGAAACUCCUGGGCUCGAAGCCAUCGCUGGACAGCACCGUGGCCUGGCCCAAGUUCUCAAAGGAAGGACCCACCGGUUUCUCCUUCUGGGCCUGGCUGGACGGGAUCCUGGGGCUGCUGCAGGAGCACCUCAAGCAGCUCUGGAAGAACGGACUCAUCCUGGGCUUCGUGAGCCGCAAGCAGGUGGAGAAGCUGCUCAAGACCAAGCGGACGGGGACGUUCCUGCUGCGCUUCAGCGAGAGCGUCCUCGGGGGUGUCACCUUCACCUGGGUGGAGCACGAGACAGGGUCCCCCAUUUUCCACGCCGUGGAACCCUACACGGCCUCGGAGCUGGUGUCCCUGGCCCUGCCCGACAUCAUCCGUGACUACCACAUGAGCCUGGAGGAGAAGAAUCCAGAAAACCCCCUCAAGUUCCUGUUCCCCAACACCCCCCGGGACGAGGCUUUUGGGCCCUACUACAGCCAGAGGAUGGAGGGGAACCUGAGCGAGUCCCAGAAGUACCUGAACCGGCGCCUCAUCCGCGUGUCCUCCAGGCCGCCCAACAAGCGGCAGACCGAGGAGGAGCUGCUGGUGGCCACCGAGACCCUGGAGACGCUGCAGCUGCAGCCCCGAGGGCAGGGGACACCUGGCAGCUUGGGGACACCUCAGGGGGUGGCCGUGAGCCCAGGGGCACUGCAGGUGGUGGCCACGAGCCCAGGGAUGGCGCAGGUCACCUCUGGGAAUCUGGGGACACCGCAGCUGGUGGCCAUGAGCCCAGGGACACUUCAGGUCACCUCUGGGAAUCUGGGGACACCACAGGUGGUGGCCACAAGCCCGGGGACACUACAGGUGGUGGCCACAAGCCCAGGGACGCUUCAGGUCACCUCUGGGAGCAUAGGGACUCUUCAGAAGGUGGCCGUGAGCCCAGAGACACUGCAGGUCACCCCUGGGACCCUGGGGACACCACAGGUGGUGGCCACAAGCCCGGGGACGCUGCAGCCCACGGGCUUGGGGACGCUGCAAGCACAGCCCCAAAGCCUGGAGCCACCACAGGUGACAUCAGGCGUCCCCAACAUGCAGGGGACACUGCAGGUGGCACCAGGGGCUGUGGGGAGCGUGCAAGUGCUGCCUGGGGGGCUGCAGGUGGGCUAUGGGGACCUGGGGACGCUGCAGGGGACAGUGGGCACUGUGGGGACUGUGGAGCCACCGCGGGUCCCCGAGGAGCAGGGGACACUGCCAGCGGAGCUGAGGGACCUGGAGCUGCUGCCAGGGGGACAGGACAUGCAGGAGCUGCUGCAGGGGAGCCGGGACGUGCAGGAGCUGCUGCAGUCGCUGGAGGGGCUGGAGGCGACCCCGGGGACACUGGGGACACUGGGGGUGGCCGAGCUGAUGCCCGACGUGGUGGCAACCUUGGAGGAGAGCUUCCAGCUGAGCCCUGGCAGCGCCGCUCUCCUGGACCAGCACGACCCGUUCCUGCCGCAGCCCGAGGACUCGGCCCUGCCCUCCGUCCCCUCCCUGUUCACCGACUUCCCCCCGCUGCACAUCGACGCCAGCGACUUCCAGUGACCCCUCCCGGUCCCCUCCCUCCCGGGGACCUCUCCCGGUCCCUUCCCUCCCAGUGACCU